Tribolium madens (black flour beetle) is the source of this 732-nucleotide messenger RNA. RefSeq names its product U6 snRNA-associated Sm-like protein LSm1 (gene LSm1). Gene Ontology annotation, cellular component: Lsm1-7-Pat1 complex; P-body. Gene Ontology annotation, molecular function: RNA cap binding. The transcript is spliced from 4 exons. NCBI's taxonomy places the organism in Eukaryota, Metazoa, Arthropoda, Insecta, Coleoptera, Tenebrionidae. The record is from RefSeq and is a predicted model, not a curated record. Bases 216 to 626 code for a protein of 136 amino acids. Gene Ontology annotation, biological process: deadenylation-dependent decapping of nuclear-transcribed mRNA.
AAUAGGAAACUGCAAAUUGUAAUUCCAUUCACGAUAAUUUAUCGAAAAUCGCAAAUUAAUUAUCCAGUGUGUAAUUUAAGUAUCUACUACAACAUUAACAUUUGAUUAAUAUUACAAUGUUUGAGUUUUUUGAUCAAUCAAAAAGAUUGUUAAUUUAAAUCACAAAACAACCCCAUAAACUAUUUCGCAUGUUUUGUGACUGAAAAGCGUAAAAUAUGAAUAAAACAGAACUGGAGGGCACUGCCCACUUGUUAGAUGAGCUCGACAAAAAACUAAUGGUGUUAUUACGUGAUGGGAGAACUCUAAUCGGUUAUCUUCGAAGUGUUGAUCAAUUUGCAAAUUUGGUUUUACACCGGACUAUAGAACGCAUUCAUGUGGGUAAAGAAUAUGGGGAUAUUCCCCGGGGUGUCUUUAUAGUGAGAGGCGAAAAUGUUGUCUUAUUGGGGGAGAUUGAUUCAGAGAAAGAAACCGAAUUGCCUUUGACUGAAGUGUCAGUGGAUGAAAUACUCGAUGCUCAAAGACAAGAACAGGAGUUAAAACAAGAACAACAAAAGUUGGUCUCGAAGGCAUUGAAAGAACGGGGGCUUCACUUAAUGGCAGAUUUGACUCACGACGACAUGUUUUAAAUCUCAUUUUUAGGUAAAGAAACAAAAAACCCUAAUUAUCACUAUUUAUUAAAAUUUCUCAUUUUUAUGUCAUUUGUUAUCUUUAAUAAAUAUAUUUACAAACUGA